Volvox carteri f. nagariensis is the source of this 2926-nucleotide messenger RNA. RefSeq lists its product as uncharacterized. Gene Ontology annotation, biological process: dolichyl monophosphate biosynthetic process. NCBI's taxonomy places the organism in Eukaryota, Viridiplantae, Chlorophyta, Chlorophyceae, Chlamydomonadales, Volvocaceae. The transcript has 3 exons. Gene Ontology annotation, molecular function: dolichol kinase activity. Gene Ontology annotation, cellular component: endoplasmic reticulum membrane. The record is from RefSeq and is a predicted model, not a curated record. Bases 245 to 2926 code for a protein of 893 amino acids.
CGCGAUGACUGGGAUAAUUCGUCAAAGGUCGGCAAAUUAGCCAUGAACAAGGCGAAGGCUGAUCGUCAUUUUCGAGACGGAUGUGGAGUCCGCAAAAUGUUGAGGCCGUGCUCCAGGCGGCAUCCCUCGUCCGCCUGGGUAUGGCUCUGCUUGGGCCGGCGCUGCAGGGUCAGAGAGGUUUGUCGCCGUGUUGGGGCUUCUGCCAGCAGCCAAUGAUUGCUGGCCAUGCCAAUUGCUCAAUAUCAUGGCCCCGAUUCCUUCUAGGUUAGCUCCUGACUCCUUGUGGAUGUAUGCAGGGCCAGGAGCAGCAGUCCAUGUGUUUUGCAUGGCUAUGUUGGCUGUCUUAGCCUCGAUUUUGGAUUGGUGCGGGCCGUCAUGGUUCCAAGAUCAUCCUCUUUACGUCUUCCGAGCAUGUGGCCAAGCAGGACUCGCGCAGGGCCUCCUUGUGCUUCCAAGCCUGGCGACGUCCGUGUUUGUGGCGACCCGCUCAUGGUGGUGGCAACAGGCGGCUCGGUUAUUCUUGACAUCAUCCUUUCAAGUCCUGUGUUGGCUUGCAUGGACUGCCUCUGCCACCAGCGACGCGGAUAGGGCCAGCAAGCCAAAUGCUGCACAUAGCGAUGCGAAGGAAUCACUGACCCAAACCAACGCCACGGGCUCGGCGACGCCUUCAGUCCCCGAAGCACCGCAGCUAGGCGCCACAACGACCCUGAGGCCACCUGACCCUGCGGGUGCCAGGGCCAAAUCCCCGCCGCUCCCCGGCUCCCCUGUUGCCCGGCGGCUUUUCCUUGCUGCGACCAUAAUCGGCUGCCUACUGUCCGCCGCAAACGCGCUGCUCCACGCUGCAAAACCGCCACCACCGUCCAGCCCACAGCUACUCCUACCAGGCAGCGUCUUCGAGCUGCCGCACGACAUCACCGCCUCAGCCUGGGCGCUCCAGGGCGCCUUGCUGCUCGCCACCGUCCCCUUCUUGGACCACAUAGCCGCAGCCCUGCCGCGCAGCUUUACCCCCGGCGAGGUCGGCAUUCUGGUUCAGGGGCUGCUGGCGCUGGCAGCCGGCAGCUGCGCCUAUUUGGCGGGGGCAAGUCGGCAGGGCCUGCUGCACGUGCUCUGGUCGCCCCACGUGGUACAGCUGGUAGAGCCAGACCCGGGCAUGCAUGUGCCGGCGUUCUGUAUGCUGGUGCUGUUCUGGGUGGUCAUGAUGGCAGUGUGCAGCGCCGCCGCGUUGCUCGGCGAGCGGGGCACGAGCAACGAGCGCAGCUGCAUGGCGCAAGAGUCCGCCUCAUCGUCGACGGCGUUGCCACCAGUUUGGAAUGCCGCAUCAGGGGUGCUACCGAAGGGAACCGUCGGCGCCCCAGCAGCCGCGACUCUCCGACUGCGCCGGGCAGCUGCUAGUUGUAGCAAUGUAGACGCGGGUUGUGAAGGGUUAGUACCUGUAGAUGCCGCAUCAUCUGGGUUGCAAGUGCGACGCAUGGCCGCCAGCGAUGGCAUGGAUGGCGACACGCUGGACCGGGUCGUGGCGACAGGCAUCCGCGCCGCUGCUGGAGGGGGCGCCGUGCUGUCCUUCGCCAUGCUGACGGAUCUCGCGCUGUGGGUGCUGGGCCGGUUCGUGGCCGCAUCUUCGCGGCCGCGGCUGGCCACAUUGGCCUACUGGUUCGGUUGCUUGGCGGUAGCGGUGCCGUUCAUGUACGUGGUGUCAUUGGCUAGCGCAGCCCGGGGCCAGGAGCAGGAAGAGCAGCAACACCAGCAAUUACAGAAUCACAAGGUGGAGCAGGUGGAGCACGGCGUCGGGCUGAAGUUAACCUUACCACAGCAGCUGGAGCGGCAGCAGGAGGGUGAUGAGGUUGAGCAAGGGAAACCCGCGAUACCGAUGGUGCAAACUGAUCCUGUGGCAGCAGGGCGGCCUUGCGGCCGUGGGCUGGUGGGGACGGGGCUUGGGCAGACGGACGCGGCAGUCGACCGGUGCAACGGCCGGAGGCCUAGCCGCGGCUCCAUCGUCUGUGAGCAACAACGACAACCUGGAAGCCUCAGCGGGUCACCCCGAUUAAGUGGGCCCGCCGCGACUGUGACAGCGGCCAAUGUAGGCUCGCUCUGUCCGGGACCUGAGCAACAGCAGCAAGGGCGAUGGCGGCGGCGGCGGUCGGUUCUUCUGGCGGUUCUGUUCCGUGUCCUGCGCGUGCCACACAUCGUCAUGCGCAAGGGCUACCACCUUUUAGCAAUUGUGCUGUUCCUGCCGGCGUUUGGCUGGGACGUCCGCAUGCUGCAGGCGUCGCUGGCUGUGGCAGGUGCGGUGCUGGUGUUUUUGGAGAUGUUGCGUUGCCUGGGGCCUAUGGGGCUGCGCCGCGCUAUUGGCAGCUUCAUGGCGGACUUUGCUGACGCGCGCGACUCGGGGCCCGUGUACGUAACCCACUUCACGCUGCUGCUGGGCAUCGCGGUGCCGGCGUGGCUGGGAGAUUCUGUUUGUGGCGCUGCCGCAGGCGCGAUGAUGGCGGGUUUGUACGGUAGCGAGGCGGCGGAGCCUAUGCCGUCGCAUGGUUCGCCGCUGUCGCCGCCGCCGCUGUCGGCAGCGGCGGCACGGCUGCUACCGAGCUGCCGGACGGUGUUAGGUCUGAGCGGCCUCGUAUCGCUGGGAAGUGGCGACACUGCGGCGGCGUGCGUGGGGUUCUUGCUGGGCCGCCGCCGGCUGUUCCUGCGCGGCAAGAAGACAUGGGAGGGGACGCUGAGCGGUGCCGCGGCGAUGCUGGGUAGCUGGGCCGUGGUGGUGUGGUGGAUGGAUGUGCGGUGGGCGCUGUCCUGGUACAUGUGGGUUGCGCUUGCGGUGGUGACCGGUAGCGUGGCUUUGCUGGAAGCGGUUACUCAGCAGCUGGAUAACGUGGUGGUGCCGCUUUACUACCUGACACACCUUGUGCUCGUCAUGACGGGAAACUGA